AUGGUCCUGUUCAAGGGCCUCCAACUGAUUGAUGAUGGCAAGACGAACCCGCUCACUCUGGCCCUGAUCUUCAACUGGGGCUCCUUGUUGACCCCGCCCACGGGUGUACGGACUAGUUAUUAUCAACAUGCCUUGGCUUUGGCAUUUACUGUGAAAGAACUCAAUGAAAACCUCCAGCUCUUGCCCAAUGUCACCUUGGGCUUCCACAUACGUGACACCUACCUUAAUGCACGAGAGACUUAUCAUGCUGCAAUGCAACUUCUCUCUAUAAAGAACAGAUUUAUUCCCAACUACAAGUGUGACCUCCAGAACAAUCUGAUAGCAGUUGUUGGAGGAGCUGAAGCGAAAACUUCUCUCUACAUAGCAAAUGUGUUAUCUAUCUACAACAUUCCACAGCUCACCUACAGUUCUACGUCAUUAAUGAAUGAAACCUUGUCCGGACUUUCCACUUAUCAGAUGGUGCCAAAUGAAGCCCAGCAGUACAAGGGGAUCCUGCAGUUAAUUCUGCAUUUCAGGUGGACAUGGAUUGGGUUUAUUACUACGGAUGAUGAAUGUGGGGAAAGAUUUCAGCAUGCCAUAGUUCCUCUGUUUUAUCAGAAUGGCAUCUGCGUGGCCUUCAUAUCAGAACUCCGCCAGAACUUUAUGAUAAGUUCUUAUUUUGGCAUGAUGGAAUAUGCAUUGAAACAUUAUGGCAUUGUAAUGGAGAGUAAGGCUGAUACGGUUGUUCUUUUUGGAGACACUGUUACUGUUUCAUUUAUUAGAUGGGUCAUAAGACUUUCAGAGGAUGGGUUCACAACAGCAAAGACUAAAGGUAAAGUUUACAUUACGACUAUUCAGAUGGAUUUUACAUCUUAUUAUUAUCAAAGAGAUUGGGGCAACAUGAUCCUUCAUGGUGCAAUGUCCUUCACGGUUCACACAAAUGAACCUCCAGGAUUCCAUCAGUUUCUUCAGAGCAGAAAGCAUCUUAGGACCAAAGGAGAUGGCUUCAUCAGAGAUUUCUGGAAACAGGCAUUCCUCUGUGAAUUCUCUGAGUCACAGCAAAAGAAGGACUUUGAUAAAAAUUGCACUGGGGAGGAGAAACUGGAGAGCCUUCCAGGUGAUGCUUUUGAAAUGAGUAUGACCGGUACUAGCUACACUAUCUAUAAUGCUGUCUAUGCUGUAGCACAUGCUUUACAUGACCUGUAUUCAUCUCCUUAUGGACACAGAAGAAUGCUGAAGAGGAAGAAAUACAGCCUGUUCCGUCAACUGUUAUGGCAGCUUCAUCGCUAUCUGAAAAGCAUCUCAUUUAAUAACAGUGCUGGGGAGACAAUUUCAUUUGAUGCCAGUGGAGAAGUCACAACAGGGUAUGAUAUUAUCAAUUGGCUUGCUUUCCCAAAUGGAUCUUUUUUCAAAGUGAAAAUUGGAGAGAUUCAUCCAGAAGCUCCUCCAGACCAAAUGCUUACCAUUAAUGAAGAGAGGAUCACAUGGAACAGCUGGUUUAACAAGACACAGCCCCUUUCUGUCUGCAGUGAAAGUUGCCAUCCAGGUUCUAGGAAGCAAAUGAAGGAGGGGGAGCCAUUUUGCUGCUAUGAUUGUAUACCAUGUCCAAAAGGGAAGAUUUCUAAUCAGAAGGACUUGGAUGACUGUACCCAAUGCGGACAAGAUCAUUAUCCAAAUGGGGGACAAAACCAAUGCAUUCCCAAAUACAUCACGUUUUUGUCUUAUGAAGAGCCACUGGGGAUCACUUUGGUGACUAUUGUCUUUUCCUUUACUUUCAUCACUCUUUUCGUACUAGGAAUCUUUAUCAAGCACGACAGCACCCCCAUUGUCAAAGCCAACAACAGGAACCUUACCUAUUCUCUCCUGAUCUGCUUCCUCCUUUGCUUCCUUUGUGCUUUGCUCUUCAUUGGUCAACCACAACUGGUGUCCUGUCUCCUCCAACAAGUCAUUUUUGGCAUGGUCUUCUCAGUUUCCAUUUCUUGCGUGUUGGCAAAAACUCUCAUGGUGGUUCUGGCUUUCCUAAGCAUCCAACCAGGAAGCAGCCUGAGGAAGUGGGUGGGGAAAGGAGUGGGCAUUUCAAUUGUGAUUUCCUGUUCCUUUAUCCAAGCAGUCCUUUGUUUUGUGUGGCUGGCCACUUCUCCCCCAUUUCCAGAUGCUGACAUGCAGACAGAGACUGAAGCAGUUGUACUGGAAUGCAAUGUGGGGUCUGUUACCAUGUUUUACUGUGUUCUGGGCUACAUGGGCUUCCUGGCCAUUGUGAGCUUUGUGGUGGCUUUCUUGGCCAGGAAGCUACCUGACAGUUUUAACGAAGCCAAAUUCAUCACUUUCAGUCUAUUGGUCUUUUGCAGCGUUUGGAUCUCUUUUGUUCCCACCUACCUGAGCACCAAGGGAAAAUUUAUGGCGGCCGUGGAGAUCUUCUGCAUCUUAGCCUCCAGUGCUGCCCUUCUGGGUUGCAUCUUCGCUCCCAAAUGUUACAUUAUUUUGCUGCGGCCUGAGUUGAAUAACAGGGAUCAUCUGAUAAGAACAAAAGGACAAUAA
Molecule: messenger RNA, 2517 nt
Organism: Heteronotia binoei (common prickly gecko)
Lineage: Eukaryota; Metazoa; Chordata; Lepidosauria; Squamata; Gekkonidae
Product: vomeronasal type-2 receptor 26-like
Exons: 6
Coding region: 1-2517 (838 amino acids)
Biological process (GO): G protein-coupled receptor signaling pathway
Cellular component (GO): membrane
Molecular function (GO): G protein-coupled receptor activity
Source: RefSeq, a predicted model, not a curated record